Molecule: messenger RNA, 1702 nt
Organism: Sinocyclocheilus anshuiensis
Lineage: Eukaryota; Metazoa; Chordata; Actinopteri; Cypriniformes; Cyprinidae
Product: 4F2 cell-surface antigen heavy chain-like
Exons: 8
Coding region: 1-1461 (486 amino acids)
Biological process (GO): L-alanine import across plasma membrane; L-leucine import across plasma membrane; phenylalanine transport
Cellular component (GO): apical plasma membrane; basolateral plasma membrane
Molecular function (GO): aromatic amino acid transmembrane transporter activity; L-alanine transmembrane transporter activity; L-leucine transmembrane transporter activity
Source: RefSeq, a predicted model, not a curated record
AUGGCGGCGCGCACCAAAAAAAACGGCUGCGUAAAGGUUAAAGUGCCGGAGGACACCGAAGUCAAAUUUACUGGCCUCUCCAAAGAGGAGUUAAUGAAAGUCGCCGGUACAGCUGGGUACGAUGUCUGUCUGUCUGAUCUGUUUAUCCGUCUGUCUGUCUGUCUGUCUCUCUGUCCGUCUGUCUAUCUGUUUAUCCGUCUGUCUGUCUGUCCGUCCGUCUGUCUGUCUGUCCGUCCGUCUGUCUGUCUACGCUGUAAACCCAUUCCUGAGAUGAACUGGUGGAACGAAGGUCCUCUGUACCAGAUAUCUGACGUGAAUGAAUUCUCUGAAAAUGGACUAAAAGGAGUGGAGGAGAAGCUAGAUUAUAUCAACCAGAUGAAGGUGAAGGGGCUUGUUUUGGGUCCGAUACACACUGUGCAAGCAGACCAGUCAAGCACACUGGAACUAACUUCCAUUAACCCCGAAUUUGGCUCUGAGAGCCAGCUGAUUUCUCUGUUGGACCGAGCACAUAGAAAAGGAAUCUCCAUAGUGCUGGAUGUAACACCCAAUUAUGAGGGAGUUUCAGCCUGGUUCAACAAUGCUGCUUCUGUUGCUGAGCGACUCAAAGAAGCUUGUGUAUACUGGCUCAAUAAGGGGGUGGACGGCAUCUUCCUAUCUCAUCUGAACGACAUUGCAAACACAGAAGCCUGGCCGUCUGUUCAAGGCAUAUUCAACAAAACUGAUGGGACCAAAAAAAGAGCUCUGAUGGGAUCAGUCACGGGUCUCUCUGCGGAUGAUGCCUCUCAUCUGCUGAACCAGUCCAGUGUUGACCUGCUCCUGACUGAACUGCCUGAUCCGGCUGAGCCCGGCAUAAGACAGGCCCAGGUGGUACAGAUACUCUACGUUGAUCACCUGCAGACGAGUCUGGGCUGGAGUCUGAGUGGACGGACUCUGGGUUCUCUGGCUUCCAGAACUCCAGCAGCGCCCAUAAGACUCUAUCAAAUGCUGCUGUUCACCCUCCCGGGCACACCUGUGUUCAACGCUGGAGAUGAGGUCGGACUGAAGGCUGGGGAGAAAGUUGAAGCAAUGUGGGACUUGGAAAGUCAAGCAGAUGAUGACAAUGCAACAGCAAAGACUGUACAGGAGGAACGUACCGCAGUGCGUGACUUCUUUAAAGCACUCAGUGAUCUGAAAGGAAAAGAGCGAUCUCUUCUGCAUGGAGAAUAUAUCAGCCUUCACAGUUCACCCACUUCAUUAGCAUUUCUCCGCCUCUGGGACCAGAGCGAACGUUUCCUGGUGGCCUUAAACUGGGGAAAUGAUUCUGUUACCAUGACACUGACCUAUAGCGACCUGCCGGCUGAGGCUCGGGUCCGUGCUUCCACAGACACAGAGAAUCUAGCUGUGGAUAGUAAGGUGUCAGUAGAGAAGUUAGAGCUUGGGCCCAAACAAGCUGUUCUGUUGUCUUAUGCUUUUCCUGGCUAGACACAUGGACACAGACAGUCCUUAGUGUCUCUGAUGAGUUUCAAUACUGUGCACAGGCUUGGAAAUACUUUGUCUUUUGAGUUGAAUAGUUUAUCGUUUUAAUUGUAUUCUCUAAUAGGGAUACUUUUAGGAGCACUAACUUUAAAGCUAUAUGAAAGAGUUGUCAGGACAGGAGUUGAUUUCCAUAUAGAGACAUGUAGAUCUAAAGCCCCUGAUAUAAUAAUAAAUAAAAUUGCUACUG